Molecule: messenger RNA, 1688 nt
Organism: Anguilla rostrata (American eel)
Lineage: Eukaryota; Metazoa; Chordata; Actinopteri; Anguilliformes; Anguillidae
Gene: ldb3b
Product: LIM domain binding 3b
Exons: 9
Coding region: 335-1216 (293 amino acids)
Biological process (GO): muscle structure development; heart development; actin cytoskeleton organization
Cellular component (GO): stress fiber; adherens junction; Z disc
Molecular function (GO): actin binding; muscle alpha-actinin binding
Source: RefSeq, a predicted model, not a curated record
CUCAUUUUGCGGGGUUUGUGUACAAGCAGUAGUUGGUGUGGUUGCUGAGGGUGUUGUUGUUGCAUGGGCAGGGAGUGAAAGGAAUAGAGCGCUAGGGGUUUACACGGGGAACGUGUGAAAUAUCUCUUCAUCCUUUCUGUUUUCAGUUCCUCUGUGCUAUUCUCACCAUUGGGAUUUUUGUUUCAUUUGUCGAUCUUUCCUUCCAGUGGCUCCCUGGUGCUCGCUGGCCCCCCUCCCUGGUUUUUUUUCCCUGGACGACUGGGAGGAGAAUUAGAAGAAAAGAUAUCUGUUUAUAAAUAUACGUAUAUAUUUUUUAUUUUUUAUUUUUUUGAAAAUGAGCAACUACACUGUAACCCUCAAAGGACCUGCACCAUGGGGCUUCAGACUGCAAGGAGGCAAGGACUUCAACAUGCCCCUCACCAUCUCCCGGAUCUCGCCUGGCAGCAAAUCGGCGGUGGGCAAUCUGAGCUCUGGUGACAUCAUCUCGGCCAUUGACGGGAUCAGCACAGAAGGCCUGACCCAUCUGGAGGCUCAGAACAAAAUCAAGGCGGCCACCCAUAGCCUGACACUCAGCAUGCAAAGGUCGAAGCGCCCGGCUCCUGUUCCCACGGCUACCCCAAGAAUGGACUCCCCAAUGCCGGUCAUCGCCCAUCAGAAGAUCAUUGCCAACACUGCUGCCACCACUGAGUAUGUUCCCAACUUCAACGCCAGUGUGCUGAAGGACUCCGCCCUCUCCACUCACAAGCCAAUUGAGGUUAAGGGCCCGGGUGGCAAGGCCACUAUAAUUCACGCCCAGUACAACACCCCUAUUAGCAUGUACUCCCAGGACGCCAUCAUGGACGCCAUAGCUGGCCAGGCCCAGGCCAGAGGCAAUGAAAUGUCUGGUGAGGAAGGUCAAACUGGUUCUCCCCUGGCUACGCUUCCCGUUAAAGACCGUCUCGUGGACAGUGCCUCCCCAGUGUACCAGGCUGUGAUCAAGAAUCAGGAGAAGGACCCGGACCUGGCCGAAUGGGCCCGCCGUGCCGCCAACCUGCAGUCAAAGUCCUUCCGCAUGCUUGCCCACAUUACAGGCACCGAGUACAUGCAAGACCCAGAUGAAGAGGCCCUGAGGAAAUCAAGGGAAAAGUUUGAAACGGAACUCCGGGGCCCGCGAUUCACCAAGUUGAGAAAGUGGCAUCACGGCCUCUCGGCCCAGAUCCUUAACGUGCAGGAGUGAGCCCGCGAAGGUGGCAGAUGGACAGAGCAACCGCAUUGAAGCAGACAAGUUGAGCAGAAGCGCAAGAAGAGGAGCAGAGAAGGGAAGACUUGAACAAAUGCAACUGGAAUGUGUGUUAGAGUGGUAGACUAGCUCAGAAGUAAACACGAAACGCUGCCCUGAAAGUGCUUGUUCUUCACUUUGUUUUGUGUUUUUUUUUUUUUUGUUCCUAUAUCCUUCCGCCACUGUAAGGACAUAUCCUUCAGCCAGUUAACACAUGGCAAUGAUGUAGUGCUCUGCUCUUUCUCUUUUCUUUUUCUUUUUUCUCUUUUGGUUGUUCAGCUGAUCCUAAAAGAAACAUAUUACUACUGUACAAAAAAGAAUUAUGAAAGAACUUAUUGUAUUUUCUCCCUUAUUACGUUGUAUUUUCUCCCGUAUAUUAAGACUUCAUCAAUGUGAAUAAAUACCACUUUAAAUGAAGUGAGCCACACAA